AUGCAGAAGGUCGCUCUUCUUACCCUGAUCCUUGCGGGCACUUCGAUUGCCGCGCCUACUGGUGCCGACAAGCGCUCUGACGCCGAUGCUGCAACCCUCUAUGUCGCUGACAAGCGCUCCGAUGCUGAUGCCGCUACCCUUUACGUUGCCGACAAGCGGUCUGAUGCCGAUGCCGCAACCCUCUACGUCGCCGACAAGCGGUCUGAUGCUGAUGCCGCUACUCUCUACGUUGCCGACAAGCGGUCUGACGCAGACGCCGCAACCCUCUAUGUCGCCGACAAGCGGUCUGAUGCCGAUGCCGCAACCCUCUACGUUGCCGACAAGCGGUCUGAUGCUGAUGCCGCUACUCUCUACGUUGCCGACAAGCGGUCUGACGCAGACGCCGCCACUCUCUACGUAGCUGACAAGCGCUCUGAUGCUGAUGCCGCAACCCUCUACGUCGCUGACAAACGCUCAGACGCAGACGCUGCUACUCUUUAUGUUGCCGACAAGCGCUCUGACGCUGACGCUGCUACUCUUUAUGUUGCCGACAAGCGCUCUGACGCUGACGCUGCUACUCUUUAUGUGGCUGACAAGAAGAAGCGCUCUGACGCCGAUGCCGCCACCCUCUAUGUCGCCGACAAGCGUUCUGACGCCGAUGCCGCUACUCUUUACGUUGCCGACAAGAAGAAGCGCUCUGACGCGGACGCUGCCACUCUUUACGUUGCCGACAAGAAGAAGCGCUCUGACGCCGAUGCCGCCACCCUCUACGUAGCUGACAAGCGUUCUGACGCCGAUGCCGCUACUCUUUACGUUGCCGACAAGAAGAAGCGCUCUGACGCGGACGCUGCCACCCUCUACGUCACCGACUAA
Molecule: messenger RNA, 852 nt
Organism: Colletotrichum graminicola M1.001
Lineage: Eukaryota; Fungi; Ascomycota; Sordariomycetes; Glomerellales; Glomerellaceae
Product: glucose-dependent insulinotropic receptor
Exons: 2
Coding region: 1-852 (283 amino acids)
Source: RefSeq, a predicted model, not a curated record